Molecule: messenger RNA, 1002 nt
Organism: Trichomonas vaginalis G3
Lineage: Eukaryota; Parabasalia; Trichomonadida; Trichomonadidae
Exons: 1
Source: RefSeq, a predicted model, not a curated record
AUGAUUAAACAACAGCAACCACAUCAACUUAAGGCACAAACCAUUACAUACGCCAUAUAUGCAUAUAAUUCAAAGACGGCAGAACAAACGCAAAGGUUGAAAUAUGGAGAUUUGGAGAUAGUAUUGAAAAAUAGGUGUUUCGAAUUCGUUUGCAAAGGUGGUGCAGUGAUAUCAAAUAUAAAAGAAAUUUUAUUUAUGAAUUCUAAAAUUAAAGGUAUAACAGAUGAUAUAACAUCAAUUCCACCAGAAGAACAAAGAUAUUACGCAUUAAAUGCAUUUCCCAAAGUUUUGAAGAUUGGAAGAUUUAAUUUAAAUGAGGAAUUCAUAAAAGGUUUUCUAAAUGACAUAAUGAAGAAAGCGGAUAAGGAAUAUGUGGCUAGUGAGUUAAUGAAGAAAGCGGAUAAGGAAUAUGUGGAUGAAAAAGAUAAUGAAAUUAAAGAAAGGGUUGAAUGGUAUCAUGAAUGGACAUCGAAGAUUUUUAAAACUAAAGCUGAUACGGGAUGGGUUUCAGGAUGUUUAGACCUUAAAGCGGAUAAAACUUAUGUUAACGAUGAGUUAGAGAAGAAAGUGGAUAAGGAAUAUGUGGCUAGUGAGUUAAUGAAGAAGGCAAAUUUGGUUUAUGUUGAUGAAAAAGAUAAUGAAAUUAAAGAAAGGGUUGAAUGGUAUCAUGAAUGGACAUCGAAGAUUUUUAAAACUAAAGCUGAUACAGGAUGGGUUUCAGGAUGUUUAGACCUUAAAGCAGAUAAAACGUAUGUUAAUGAUGAGUUAGAGAAGAAAGCGGAUAAGGAAUAUGUUAACGAAAUAUACCAAAGUUUGAUAGGAACAACGAAAAAUAUUGAAACUAUUGUUGGUGACUUUUCUGUCAAUGAAGAAAAUAAAUAUUUUAGAUGGCAGUUUGUACAGUCCUUAAAAAAUGGUACACGGUGUAAACUCAUUCCGAAAAAUAACAAUGAAAUGUAUGUAAGUUAUAAAAAGAAUGAUGGCACACAAGUUAAAGUUCCA